AGCGGGUAAAAUCAAACGCUUUUUUUUCAAUACUGUUAUUAUAUUUGAAUAAAUAAAAAAUAAAUUAAAGUGUUGUUCCCCCUGUGUUAGGUUUGUGGUUCGCUCCAAUAGUAGUGAAGGGGAUGCUGCUGGGCGCUGUUUGUUUUCUCUAGUGAAUCUCUGUUGAGUGCUGUAAUUGUUGCAUAUUGAUAGACUGUGUCUCAGAAACACAGAUCGGUUAAAUUACUUUAUCAGGAGCAACAGUACAUAGUGUACCGGCCAUGGCUCUAUACGGGGGUGUUGGAGCCUCGGCCUUGCCCAGCGAGCUGAUAGUCCACAUCUUCUCCUUCUUGUCGGCCCGGGAUAAGCUGCGGGCCUCGGCUGUGUGCUCCCGUUGGAGGGAGUGUCUCUUUUAUCCAGCGCUGUGGCCUGAGCUCAAACUGCGGCUCGGCAGAGGCACUGGCGGAGCAGGCUCCAGCUCUGACGAGACCCCCAAGCUGGAGUUUCUCAUGCGGAAGUUUGGCUCGUUUGUUCGUGAGCUGCAGCUGGAGUUUGCUCCAGUCGAAGGCUACCCUGUCCGCUGGAGGGAUUCCCUGAACAACUACCUGGAACAGGUGCUGUGCGUGCUGAGGAGUCUGAAAAAUAACAGGAAUCUACAGAAGUUGAGCCUCUAUGGAGACACAUGCAUCCUCCAGGAGGAAGGGAUUCUAGAUGGCACCCAUCUCACCCAGGUGGACCAGGGAGGCAAGAAAAUUAAAGAGAUAAAGCAGCUGUUUGAAGAGACCCUGGCCAGUAGCAGGCAGCUGAAAUGGCUGUCUUCUGCGUUCAUGCUGGAUAUGGUUACCCCUAACUCUCUGUCGACAAUGUCCAACCUCAGUGCCAACUCCCUGGAGCAUCUGAGCCUGCUGGACAACCAGGCCCCACCCCUUAUUCCAUCUAUCGAGUUGGGGCGCCUGCUUAACCUGCACUCCCUCGCCUUGGACUUCUGUGACUUCACCUCCGAGAUGUGCCAGGUACUCUCCAACAGUGACCACAUGCCUUUGCACCGACUCUCCCUCGUGCUCCACGGCACAGUGCUGCACAAUAAACCACUGGACAUCACGCCUGGCGAGGUGGAUUGGCAGGCGCUAGUCCGCCACAGUGCCAAUUUGCGGGUGUACAUCAUGGCACUGGAUGUACACAGCCAAGAUCUGCUGAGCGUGCUGAAGCCUAGCCUGCCCCUGGAGAGGAUCCACUUUGACAGCUACUCCACCUGCGCCUCCGAGGCUGCCCUGGAUCUCAUUUCCAGGCAGUACUGCAAGACCCUCUCCCACUUCAUCCUCGUGAGGGACCUGAUGGAGAGGGAUGACACCGGCUUCCCUGACCUCAGUGACAACCGCAACGAGGACCCCUUGGUCCUCCUCGCCUGGAGGUGCACGCAUCUCUCUCUCCUCAUCAUUCACGGUUACACUGUGUGGGCUCACAAUUUGAUUGCGAUAUCUCGGCUCCGUGGCUCCAACUUGAAGGUGCUGGCAGUAUCUGAGGAGAGCAUCGACUUUGACCAGGAUCAGCUGCUGUUCCAGGAUGAGGACCCCAUCCACAACCUGAUCGAGGAGGUGUCCUUGGGCCUUGGUCGACCCUGGAACCCCAUGAUGGACACCAAUAUUGUCCUCAGUGAACCAACACAGCACUUUUUCCGGGAGAUGCAGCGAUUUAGCGAGGGCAUUUAGCCAGUUCUCCUUGUGGCUCCUUUAGGCAAAUAAGGGCCACAUCUUUUUCAUUAUUCUAAUUAUUAUUUUUGUUUUCCUGUAGUGUGAACUAACCCUUUAUAUGUGCUGUGUUUAAUCAGUAUUAGCUCUAUAUUUAUAUCUAUCUAUAUAUCUUGCUUUUUAUCUGAGAGUAUAGUCGGGUAUUGGUUUAGUAGCUAAUGAGUGAAUGUGAGGGAAGGGAUUUCACGGCUAGCUAGCAAAAUGAUUGGACGGGUGAUUCUUCAUAGGAUUUUUAGAGCAGUCAUAAACUAGAAAACCCCUAGUCUACCAUUAGUAUAUCCGUCCCUGCAACUGAAGUGAUUGUGAUCCUGUUCCUUGCUUGUCUUCCAGUCAAGGAAGGAAGACUGAUGAAAACUGGUACUGUCCUAUACUUCAGCCAUCCUAAUCAUUUUCUAAGGUGUUGCUGAACUUGAGCAGAGGACCCUGCUGACUCCAUUUGAUAUUUACAAACAUAUGGUUAUAUCUUUAACCUUCAUUCCCAGGUCACUGUCAAGAGUUGCAGUCUACAAGAAGUGAUGGGCAGAGCUGGGAUCUAAACUUUCAACCUGCUCUGCCACAUGUGGGUUAGUAGUUUUCUAGACUCAUUAUACCUCUCUUACAGAUCAGAUGUCGUGGAAGCAGCCUAUUUUCAGUACUGUGUCUCAGAAAGGCAGCACAAUGCUAGCUGUAUGACGCAAUCUAUUUAUUGGUCUUGAGUCACAGUUGCCUUGGAUAUCCAAUUGUUCCUAUAAACUGCUGAUCUUCUGUAAACCUGUUAUAGGCCCAGUCCUGUGCCAGUAGUCGGCGAGUAUGUGACUGGUUGUUUGUCUGCCAACAUUCUCCAAAGCAAGACUAAAAUCAUAUUAACAUCACUAGAUGAAAUUUCCGAUUACAGCAAAAGUGAGCCGUUUAAUGUUCGUGUACGUGUGAGUUGGUGAUCAGAGGUCAGUUGUCCUGCAAUUUAUAUUUAAUUUAUUAAACUACCUUUGUUCUAAACAUCCAGUUAAACAGAACAUAUGCACUUAUUUGGUACCAGUGCUGUUCACACUGACUUCAUAGGCAUAGGCCACUUAUUGCAAAGAGUGAUGAAUGCUGUAAGGAAUUUUUUUAUUUUUUUUUGCAGUUGUUAAAAUCUUCUAAGGAAUGAAACAUGUGUAUACUUUGUUGCAGUUUAAACUGAUACUAAUUGAUCAUGCUGUGCCACAUUCCAGAAAGUUUGCUUGUUUAACCAAUAUCUGUUUUUUUGUUCAAUUGCAUUUAGUUUUGUGAGUUAAAUAUUAAUGAUGAUAGUCGAAGAAUAUACAAAUGCUUCAAUGUGUUUUGCUAGGAGGAGAAAUGCAAGAGUUAAGAUAGAGGUUUGCCUCAUGGAAAUAUAUCAAUAUGUCAAAUCUUACCAGUGAACAGUGGGCAACAAUCUUUCUCAGGGUUACUGUUAGACUAAGGGGUGGGAGAGGAGUUUACCUACUCAGGCCUGUGAUUGAAAGCUAGUCGUGAAAAACCCUUCUCAGCAAGUCACUGGAUUUUAAUUCUGUCAGCGCCUGUGUCAGCUGCCAAAGAUAAUGGAAAUAAAAACCUUAUGAAGUGCCCACAUGCUGGCAGGGGCAGACCAAUGGCUGGUCAGCCAGGGUAUACUACUAGAUUUACGUACUAAGAAGUCAAAGUUCGACCUGUGUGGGACACAGCUGUGCUGUGGCUUGGUCAACAACUUUAGAACUCUUUAACCAUGCACCUGUUUCACUGUGAAGAGUGAAUGUAAUUCAUGAAAACAACUGAAACCGUUGGUUCUAUCAAACCUGUAAGCUGCUAUGAAACGUAAAGGAACAUUCCACUGGGGAGUUGAAAGGCCAAAUGUCUGCAUUAAAUAAUUUUUAUUUUUUUAUUUGUUCUGUUUGGAAAGGGGUCCAAAAGCAUCCAGAUAACUGGUCUGUGAUGAGUGAAUACUAUUUUUCAAAUAGUCCUAAAAAGGGUUCAGUGUUUUCUUUGCACCGAUCUUUAUAGCAAGGGACGGACUAUCAGUUGCUCAUUAAAGUGGACGACCAGUUACUUAUUUUAAAACUUGGAGCCCCAUUUCUCUCUCUUUUUUUUUUUUUUUUUUUCUUUUUUUUUUUUUUCUUUGUUGGUUGGGUGGGAAAAAACUUCAUAAGACAAUGUACGCAUUCCUAAUCCAAAUGCAUCAUUGCAUUUUAAUGAAAGCUCUUUCUACACUCCAGUGUUUUAAUGCGGUCCAACAGUUGGCUUUGCUGUGUGUUUUACCUUGCAUAUUGUCAGUUUACCUUGUUUUUUAAGGUGGGACAUACCAGCCUGAGCUUGGUAAUAAAAUCAGUGUGUGGCCUUUUACAGGAGGAGAUGACCGUAGAUGCUUCCUAUUUUCAGGUUAAUCCCAUUUUGAUGACGUCUUUUAAAACCAGAGAUGUCUGAACAAAAUCAAUCUUGCAUAAUAAAAAAUAGCAAACUAUGCAAGAGGGAUGCAUACAAGCGAUGUCUUAGGAAGUUUUUUUUUCUGUAUGUAUAUCAUUUAAAAAGGUAAAAAACAUAUUUGCAUUGAUACUUGGCCUUAUUGUUUUAAAAUCUUGAUGCUUCGGAAGCCAAUUUAGUUUCAGGGGCAACCGCGGGUACAGACAUGGUCUCUGUGAGACUUUCCACCUGACCCCAGUUUUAAGUGGUACGAAUGUUGUGCAUUUAUUGUUUAAAUAAAUCAGGACAGUUUGCAAUAAUGAAGUCGUAAAGUGGCUACCGUGGGUUACUAGCAGUGCUAAGACCUGGCUGCUACCUUAUAAACUUCUUUGAAAAUAAAUAAAUAAACUGUGUGUAUGUAUGUAUGUGUGUGUCUGUAUACAUACAGUACAUACAUACAUAUGCAACAGAUGUCCAGAUUCUAUUUAUGAACAAAAAAAGUUUAUAAGCGUAUCGUUUUACAAAAAUGGUUUUACCAUCUUAAUGUUUAAUAUUUUGACAGGUGUGCACUGUCUCUAUUUUUGUCUCCAGUGAGCACAUAGCGUUCGGAUUUUAUAUGUACAUCAGCAAACGUGAAUCCACUGGCACCGUGAACAUGCCAGAUGUGGUGAGAUUUUAUUGAAUGAAAGUGAUCAGAUUUAUCUAAAGGAAAAAAAAAACCUGACAGACAUGAGUAAGGCAAUCCAGAUGAAUGUUGUUGUUUGAUUUAGUGUUGAAUGCAUUUUAUUUUAAUCGAUGAAUAAAGCAUUUAAGAAAA
Molecule: messenger RNA, 4917 nt
Organism: Acipenser ruthenus (sterlet)
Lineage: Eukaryota; Metazoa; Chordata; Actinopteri; Acipenseriformes; Acipenseridae
Product: F-box only protein 33-like
Exons: 4
Coding region: 261-1688 (475 amino acids)
Biological process (GO): positive regulation of protein ubiquitination; SCF-dependent proteasomal ubiquitin-dependent protein catabolic process
Cellular component (GO): SCF ubiquitin ligase complex
Molecular function (GO): protein binding
Source: RefSeq, a predicted model, not a curated record